AAAUAUUUCUAUUUUUUCUUUCAGUUUAAUUAAAAACCAACAUUAAUUUGCAGCACAAUAAAACUAAACCAUGAUGUGACAAUAUUUCUCUUUUCGUCGCCUCUCGAACUAAUGACAAUAUUAUCUUUUUGUGAUAUUAAUUGAAUUAAAAUUAAAAAAAAUAAUUAAAAAAUUAACUAGAAAAUUAUUCAACUAUAAACUGCACAAUUUCUAUAAAAAAAACACAACGAUAACAACUAAAACUUCUAAUAAACAGAUCUUAUCUGAAAUGGACUUCGAUCACAUUUUAGCAAAAUGUGGCGAUUUUAAUCGUUAUCAACUCUUAAUUUUGGCUCUUUUUGGAGUCGUCAAUGUCAUUGUAUCAAUGCAUUAUUUUACUCAAACUGUGAUAAGUUUUGUGCCCGAUCACUGGUGCUAUCAUGAGAAAUUAGAAAAUAAAACUUACGAUGAGAUAGCUGCCAUCUAUGCGAGAGUACCGAAUCCUUCAUGCACUAAACUGGACGAUAUAAAUGGUUUGAAUAUAACGAUCAGUAAAGAGAAAUGCACUAGAUGGAUUUAUAAAUAUGAUUUCGGUUAUCGAAGUAUGAAUACAGAGUUAAACUGGGUUUGUGAGUCUUCGUAUAAGGCUCGCAUAGGUCAAUCUUUGUUCUUUAUUGGAUCUGUGGUGGGAACUUUAUUUUAUGGUUUACUUUCGGAUAAAAUUGGUCGUUUGCCUGCUUUGAUUUUAUCUAAUUUGUCGGGUUUUGUGGGCGAUUUUUCAACUAUAUUCACCACUAGUGUAACUUCGUUUACUUUGUGUCGUUUUAUUUCGGGUUUGGCAGCAGAUACAAAUUUUUAUCUCAUGUAUAUAAUAGUUCUCGAAUAUUUACGUCCAUCCAUGCGUACUUUUGGUCUUAACUUGGCCGUUGGUAUUUUCUAUACAAUAGGUCUGGUAUUUACUCCCUGGCUAGCGGUUUUGGCUGGUCAUUGGCAAUACUAUUUGGCCUGUACCUCCAUACCCAUACUUUUUAUAGCUCUUUACUAUUUUAUCGUGCAAGAAAGUGCACAAUGGCUGGUGACACGUAAUGAUAUAGAUGGUGCCAUAAAGAGGCUAAAACGAGUGGCUAAAUUUAAUGGACGUAAAGUUAGUCUAACAGAAUUUGAAGAAUUUCGUAAAUACUGUGAAAAGCAGAGACAAAAACAGGGUGGGGAUGAUCAAAAACAUUCGAAUUUGAUCGAUAUGUUUAGAACACCUCGAAUGCGCAAACAUACCUUAAUAUUAUUCUUUAAAUCCAUGGUGAUUACUCUUUGUUAUGAUGUGGUCUCGCGUAAUGUCGAAGGCAUGGGUAUUUCACCAUUUAUUAUGUUCUCCCUAAGUGCUUUGGUGGUUUUACCCUCUUCCCUACUAUUGGUUUUACUACAAGAUCGCAUAGGCCGCAAGGGCAUGGCCUCGGGUUCUCUACUAGUGGGUGGCUUUUUUACUGUUGCCGCUGGCAUUGCCAUAGCUUAUCAACAAGAAAAUCAUAAUGCCAUUUUAUUGGCCUGUCUCACUAUUGCUGCACGUUUUGGUGUGGCCAUUUCUUAUGAAUCGGGUUCCCAAUAUGCCACUGAAUUAAUACCAACUUGUGUUCGUGGUCAGGGAGUGGCUGCCGUUCAUGUGGCUGGUUUUGCAGCCUCUUUCUUGGCUCCUUAUAUUUUGUGGUUGGGUACAUUCUUUAAGGCUGCUCCCUCGAUUAUUUUGGGUGUUCUAUUCUUCACCGGCUCUUUGGUUUGUUUGCUGUUGCCAGAGACUUUGAACAAGUAA
Messenger RNA from Lucilia cuprina (Australian sheep blowfly), 1783 nucleotides. Its product is annotated as organic cation transporter protein. Gene Ontology annotation, molecular function: transmembrane transporter activity. The record is from RefSeq and is a predicted model, not a curated record. Lineage: Eukaryota; Metazoa; Arthropoda; Insecta; Diptera; Calliphoridae. Gene Ontology annotation, biological process: transmembrane transport. Gene Ontology annotation, cellular component: membrane. The coding region runs from base 269 to 1783 and encodes 504 amino acids. The transcript is spliced from 4 exons.